This is a messenger RNA of Aspergillus affinis, 1941 nucleotides long. RefSeq names its product glycoside hydrolase family 2 protein. The transcript has 3 exons. Lineage: Eukaryota; Fungi; Ascomycota; Eurotiomycetes; Eurotiales; Aspergillaceae. Gene Ontology annotation, molecular function: hydrolase activity, hydrolyzing O-glycosyl compounds. Gene Ontology annotation, biological process: carbohydrate metabolic process. The record is from RefSeq and is a predicted model, not a curated record. Bases 1 to 1941 code for a protein of 646 amino acids.
AUGCCCGCUUACCCCCGACCCGAUUUCCACCGGCUCUCACUCAACUGGACCUCCCUAGACGGUCCCUGGGACUUCAUCUUUGACGACGUGGACGUCGGCCUGUCGCAGCGCUGGCACCAGAACGGAAUCCCCGCGAACGUCUCCGAGCAAUCGAAGCGCCAGAUCCAAGUCCCGUAUGCCUUUCAAACCCCUGCGUCGGGAAUAGCCCUCUACGAGGCCCACGAGGUGCUCUGGUAUGAGCGCGCCAUCAACGAUAUCCGCACGCCCGAUGAACGCGCCGCCAGUCACCGAUUGCUCCUUCGCUUCGGCGCCGUGGAUUACGACUGUACCGUUUGGGUCGAUGGGCGCGCAUUCGGAGGACACCGUGGGGGCCAUGUUCCUUUCGACGUCGACGUGACCGAUGCGUUUGCGACCGCUGACGAGGCAUCUCGGCGAUUGACGCUGCGGUUGAAGGACUCCACGUAUGACCUCACUCAGCCGCGCGGAAAGCAGUACUGGGGUCCCGUGCCGCAGGAGAUCUUCUACACACCUUCUAGUGGGAUCUGGCAGUCGGUUUGGCUGGAAAGUGUGCCUCGUUGGAGACUGGGGAAUAGCAGCGAAGGGACGGUGUUGCGGUCGGAUGAUAUCGAUGCCGGACGGCUUCAUGCGCGUGUGGCUGUAGUCGGUCGUCCGGCUUUGAACGAGGGAUCGGUAGAGAUUGAAGUCACAUUGGCCGGCGUCGCGGUGAGUAAAAACAUUGUGAAUCUGCCCCGCGAGAAGGACUGGGUGAGUUUAGACGUCGAGAUGCGUGUUCCCGACGCCAGCACACUGCAGACCCGCGCGCCUUUCAACGUCUCUGGAAGUUGGCGCAACGGCGUCGCUCUGUGGGCUCCGGAGCAUCCGAUCCUCUACGAUGUGACGAUCCGCUUGUACGACGCUCAAAGCAAUCUGCUCGACGAAGUUCGAACCACCGCCGGUAUGCGCCGCGUUUCCUGGCAGUCCGGAGACGGCACCUUCCGAUUGAACGACAAACCGAUUUUCCAAACCCUUGUGCUCGACCAGGGAUAUUGGCCUGAAACCGGCCUGACCCCUCCGUCGCAAGAAGCGCUGCGAGCAGACAUUGAAAUGGCGUUGAGAAUGGGCAUCAAUGGUUGUCGGAAGCACCAGAAAGUCGAAGACCCGGUCUUCUACUACUGGGCCGAUCGACUGGGAUUCUUGGUCUGGGGCGAGAUUGCGAACGCCUACGAGUUCAGCGACGAGUACAUAUCUCGUUAUAACAGUGAGUGGACGGAGGCCGUGAAGAGAGACAUCAACCAUCCCAGCAUCGUGGCUUGGACGCCCUUCAACGAAAGCUGGGCCUACACCUCGUUGAAGGAUAACAUUGAACAGCGGAACCACAUCCGCUCGGUAUAUUACUUGACCAAAGCCCUAGACCCAACUCGCCCUAUCAACGACAACUGCGGCUGGGAACACGUCCAAACCGACCUCACAACCUACCACGACUAUUCCGACUUUCCCGCCCUCACCGCAACCAGCGCAGAUUUCGAAAACGGUAUCCUCGGCCAGAAGUCCAACCGGGAGAUGUUCGUCAAGCCAAUUACAUCGGACUCUGUGGUUUUGGACCCAGGUACGCAGCACAAACCCGGCGCGCCAGUCAUCUGCUCAGAGUUCGGCGGUGUCAAUAUCAUUCCGUCCAAGGGCACGGCCGCAGGCGAUCGGGAUUGGGGCUAUACCACAGCCAGCGACCCGGAGGAUCUGUUAAGUCGGUUGGAGAAGCUGGUCAUGGGCGUUGUGAAGGGCGGGCAUGUUUGUGGGAUGGUUUAUACGCAAUUGUGUGACAUUGAGCAAGAGGUGAAUGGGUUCUAUUCCUAUGAUCGGAAGGAGAAGGUGCCGGCUCAUAGGGUCAAAGCUAUUAUGGAUGCCGCUCAUAAGUACUAUUUUGAUCAUGUAGCACCGAAAUAG